UAGCUCUCAUUAGAAUUCAUACGGAAAAAACAUGCAUAAUUCUUUCAAACAGGGGCAGAGCCCUAUAUAUACAUGCAUAAUUCUUUCAAAAAGGGGCAGAUAUGCAGGGGGUGCUGAGCCCAUGUACAUGUCCAUGGAAAAUUAGCCUUUUAAUCUUGAAUUUUGCACACAAAACAUGAAGUUAUUAGUCUAAUAAGUUCAAUAGCUAGUCUCAAUGCAACACUCCCUUUUUGCAUUUGAUCAGAUCUGGAUCCGCCCGUCUCUCAAUAUGUCUACAGCAGUGCCCUGUCCAUAUAUAUAUAGCCAAGGCUAAAAGAUGGAGCAUACAACACACACACACACACACACACACACACACACUUCGUUAAUAUAUUGUUCUAUGGCUGAUUGGCGCAGUUGCUCUCUAUAGGCCGGCUAUAUAUCUGGCUCCUCCUUAAGUCCUUAUCCGUCUGCACCACCAUUAGUUCAGCUAGCUUAGCUCGGCCACUUGUUCGUCCUCCUCCAAUUUUUCUGGCAGCUGUUGUGUCUACGUCCAUAUGUGUCCCCAUAUGUUCAUACAUAUCUAGAGCGAGAGAGGCUGAGACAGUGAGAUUGAGAGGGUUUGGAAGGGAUCUAUCGAUGGAGAUGGGCGCCGGCAAGAAGAGCAGGAGCAGCAGCGAUACUGCAACGGCAGGUAAGAGAAGCAGCAUGCGGAGCAACAGCAGCGGCACAACGGCGGUGGAGAGGAAGGAGAUCGAGAGGAAGAGGCGGCAGCAAAUGAAGAGCCUCUGCGCCACGCUCGCCUCCCUCAUCCCCAAAGAAGAUUACUCCAGGGACGCUAUGACCCAGCUGGGUAGCUUGGACGAAGCGGCGGCGUACAUCAAGAAGCUCAAGGAAAGGGUAGACGAGCUGCAGCAGAAGAGGAGCUCUGCGCAGCUCAUGGCCGCUGACACCAGCGGCGGAGGAGGAGGAGGAGGAGGUAGCGUCGCCUCAACAUCGGCGGCGGCGACAGCAGCCAGCGGCGGCGCGAGGUCGGAAGAAGACGCCGCCGAGGAGGCCGCGGAGGCACCGGUGGUGGAGGUUGUGCACUACAAUGACGGGUCGAGCCUGGACGUGGUGCUCAUCAGCAGCGUGGAGCGGCCGUUCAAGCUGCACGAGGUGGUCACCGUGCUGGAGGAAGAAGGCGCCGAGAUCAUCAACGCUAACCUCUCCGUCGUCGGCCGCAAAAUCUUUCACACCAUCCACUGCCGGGUACGCGAUAAUCCUUCUAUAAUAAUCUUUUGUAUAUUCAAUAUAAUGCGUGCUGCUUCAAUUCGUUCUAAUAUAAUAAUCUUGAAGCAACAGAGGUCUCUCGAAUAUUGCAGAUACACCCAUCUGUUAUUAGUUUUCAGCGCAGGAAUUAAUCUACUCUCAGGAACAGUUAGUAGUGGACGCUUCCAGUUCCAGUCUCCAGUGCCUGCGCGCGUGCUGGAAAGCCUGAAAGCCACUAAUAUAUUAUUUCGUUCCCUACAUGAACUCUCUAUUAAAAAGUUUACUUUUUAUCUGAAGUUAAUCAUAUCAAAUUCGAGUUAAAAUACUAAUAAAAAUGUAUUAAUAAAAUAAUAAUGCUUUAUCCUAAAAAAAUACGAAUGAGCAAUACAGCGAGCAUGCAUAUAUAUAUAUAUAUAUAUAUAUAUAUAUAUAUAUAUAUAUGUAUAUAUAUAUAUAUAUAAGAGUAGAGUAGUGGUGCAGAAGGUUCACAUAAACAUCAGGCUUUGCAUGGACAUUUACUCUCUCCGUGUAGAGGAAGAAAAGGAGAGUAUUGGAAAAGACACAUGAGAUAGACCCGUCAAUUAUAUGUGCAUGAGUCAUUGUUCUUGUCAUAUCUGACGGAAUCUUUUCUCUAGCAUUUUAGAGGUGACAGCGAUUCUUCCAGAAGGAUUAUUUCUGAUAUGUUCUCUCAUUGCAAAAAAUAAUAAUAAUAAAAUAAAACAAAAUCACUCAUUCGUUGUUCUUGUCAUUUCCUGCUCUACCAAAAUUUGCUCUACAUACUGUACUAUGAAGCACCUAUGAUUUAGUUACUUUAUCUUUCUGUUGAUUUAUAGAGCCCCCUUUCCCCCCAAGAAAACUUUCUUUACAAAAAGACAAAAGUUGCACUUUGCCAGCCAUCUCUGUAAAUCAAAAUAAAUCCAGUUUAUAUAGCCAUGAUAAAAGAGUCCCUCACGUGUGAUGGGUUGAUGUGUAUGGAUGAUUUCUAGAAACCAAUGUGGUGCUAAAAAUUCAGUUAAAUAUAUACGGAGUGCUCAAUUAGUGUGGUGCUAACUGCUAUUUUAUUAAAAGCUUGCAUGACUGCCUUCUGAUAUACAUAUUGCACUUCCUUCCUUUGUGUAACUGCAUGCAGGCCUUUAGCCCAAGAAUCGGCAUAGAGGUUUCAAGAGUUUCUGAAAGACUAAGAGCAUUGGUUUGAUAUGGUAUAGAUAUUGCAAAUCUAGAAAACCAAUAGAGCUCUAUUUUUACUACCCAGAUUUUUCCAUGUCUAUGGUCCAACACGAUGUUCAAAUAAAUAUGUCUAGUUAUACCAUGCAAAUUUUUCAAAAGUUUGUUGUUUGUUUUAGCCUGAAGAAAAAAAAAAUACAAGCUUGAUUGCUAUA
Messenger RNA from Panicum virgatum (switchgrass), 2609 nucleotides. RefSeq names its product transcription factor bHLH162-like. Bases 619 to 1551 code for a protein of 310 amino acids. The transcript has 3 exons. Gene Ontology annotation, molecular function: protein dimerization activity; DNA-binding transcription factor activity, RNA polymerase II-specific; RNA polymerase II transcription regulatory region sequence-specific DNA binding. Gene Ontology annotation, biological process: regulation of transcription by RNA polymerase II. The record is from RefSeq and is a predicted model, not a curated record. Gene Ontology annotation, cellular component: RNA polymerase II transcription regulator complex. NCBI's taxonomy places the organism in Eukaryota, Viridiplantae, Streptophyta, Magnoliopsida, Poales, Poaceae.